Messenger RNA from Acanthochromis polyacanthus (spiny chromis), 4630 nucleotides. Its product is annotated as hexokinase-2-like. The coding region runs from base 189 to 1709 and encodes 506 amino acids. Gene Ontology annotation, biological process: glycolytic process; intracellular glucose homeostasis; glucose 6-phosphate metabolic process. The record is from RefSeq and is a predicted model, not a curated record. The transcript is spliced from 11 exons. Gene Ontology annotation, cellular component: cytosol; mitochondrion. Gene Ontology annotation, molecular function: fructokinase activity; mannokinase activity; ATP binding. NCBI's taxonomy places the organism in Eukaryota, Metazoa, Chordata, Actinopteri, Pomacentridae.
AGGUCGUCAGUGUCGGUUUUUUACGUGAAAUCAGCUGUUUGGGCUUCGUGUUGUGGCGCGUAAAAGUGAUCCACGGGAGGACGAACACGGAGCGUCUCCUGUUGCGACACCCGUGAAGUGGGAGGAAUCUCACCGAGCCUCAUUCAUUGAGGAAGUUCACUGUCAGUUGGAGCAGCAGGACGCAAAAGAUGAGCAACAUGGAGGCAAACGGCAACAACAGCCUUCAGAUUUCCAAGAAGCGAAAAAUGAGUGGCGACACUUCGAUGCUUCACCUGGACGGCAUCCCUCCAGACACACUCAGUGAGGUGGAGAAGUACCUGGAGCCUUUCCGUCUGUCUCUGGAGAAGCUGAAGGAAGUUUCCGUCCGGCUGAGGAAGGAUCUGAUCCGAGGUCUGGGGAAACACUCGCAUCACAGAGCCGCCGUCAAGAUGCUGCCCACCUUCGUCAGGGCCACGCCGGACGGGACGGAGAAAGGCGACUAUCUGGCGUUGGAUCUUGGCGGGACGAACUUCCGAGUUCUUUACGUCCGUGUGGUGGAGGAGCAGCAGAAAGUGGUGAAGAUGGACAGUAAGAUCUGCAGCAUCCCACAGGAGAUGAUGCUAGGAACCGGAGAACAGCUGUUCGACCACAUCGCCCAAUGUCUGGGUGAAUUCCUGGAGUCUCAAGACCUGAAGGGACAAACUCUUCCUCUGGGCUUCACCUUCUCCUUCCCCUGUGAGCAGAAGGGAAUCGACAAGAGCAUCCUGAUCCGCUGGACCAAAGGCUUCAGCUGCUCCGGUGUGGAGGGACAAGACGUGGUGAAGCUUCUGAAAGAGGCCAUUCACAGGAGAGGGGACUACGAUAUCGGCUCGGUUGCCAUGGUGAACGACACGGUGGGCACGAUGAUGAGCUGCGGAUACAGGGACCAGAGCUGUGAGAUCGGCAUGAUCAUUGGGACGGGAACCAACGCCUGCUACAUGGAGGAGAUCAAGAACGUGAAGCGUGUGGAAGGCGAGGACGGCCGGAUGUGCAUCAACACGGAGUGGGGCGGCUUCGGAGACGACGGCUCCCUCAAAGACAUCCUGACGGAGUUUGACGAGGUGGUGGACCAGACGUCCAUCAACCCCGGUGUCCACACUUUUGAGAAGAUGAUCAGCGGUAUGUAUCUGGGGGAAAUUGUUCGGCUGCUGCUUGUGAAGAUGAUGGAGGACAAACUGCUGUUUAAAGGACAAACAUCGGAGGCACUGCUGACUCCGGGACAGUUUGAGACAAAGUACAUCUCUGAGAUCGAGGAGCCCAACAGCGGUCUAGAAAACGCCCAGAAGAUUCUGACGGCGUUGGGUCUGAACUGGGAUCCGGUGGAUGCCUGUGUGGUGCGUCUGGUCUGCGACACCAUCUCCUCACGGUCUGCCCGUCUCUGUGCAGCUGCCCUGGCAACCCUCGCAAACCGUAUCCGCGUCAACCGCGGGUUGGACCAUCUCAAGACCACCGUGGGGGUGGAUGGGACGGUCUACAGAAAGCACCCCAAUUUCAGCGAGGAGCUCCAGGCGGCGGUGUGCCUCCUCGCCCCCAAGUGUGACAUCACCUUCCUUGUCUCCGAGGACGGCAGUGGGAAGGGCGCUGCCAUGGUAACGGCGGUGGCACAGCGGAUAGCUCUCCAGUCCCGACUGUUGGAGGACAGCGACGGCGAGGAUGAGGAGGAUGAGGAUGUGGAUGAGGAGGAUAAAUAAGAGGCAGAACAAAAAGAUGAAUCUUUUAUCCAGCUGCAGCUUUAAUAUUAUAUAAACACAGAUGGGGGAAGCAUUUAGAUAUUUUCAUACUCAUUUUAAAAUUGUACUUGAACAAACGUGUAAUUAUCAGAAUAUAUACUACCAAAAAUAAAAGUACUCACUAUGCACAACAGCCACUUUUAUAAUCAGCAUUAUUGUGUCAGGUGGAGGUACAUUUUAGUACUUUAUAUGUUACUGUGCAGCUUGUGAAUUUCCACCAGGGGUCAAUAAAGUCUUGGAUAAAAUAUACUUUAAAAUAAUUUAUUUGUUAAUUAUAUUUUUGCAUCAAUAAUUAGAAUCUGUAAAGUUUACAAAAAACUAUAGGGGGUGAAUGUGUCAUAUUUACCACUGAACAGUAGCAAAGUAUAAAGUAACAGAAAGUAGAGUAAAAGUAUGAUAAAGUUUUCCUCCUGCAGAACACAAUGUGCACGCAAACUUAAGACUCUGCUGUGUUAAAGUGAGAACAGGUUGAGUAUUAGGAGUCUCUUUACUUGACUGGAGAUUCCUGAUUUAAUGACACGAAUGCGAACAAUAUCAGAAUGAAUGUGAACUUCAACAAAGUUAAAGCCUUCACUGUGUCAGCAAAUGUAAAUUUAAGGAAUUAUGCAGAAUUAACUAGUAGCUGAUCUUUUUGUUGACAACUGUCACUGAAUCACUGUGAAACUGAAAAAAUGUUAGAAACUUAAGGAAACUUCAAAAUGCUCCCAUAGAGGCUCGUAACUAGCCUAGUUAGGCUAUUGGCUAUCCUAAAAAGACUGGUGGCUAUUUUAGGAAGGCUAGUGACUUGCCUAGAAAUGCUAGUGGCUAAUUAGGAGAUGCUAGUCGCUAUCCCAGUCACAGUAGUAGCUAGUUUUGGGAUGAUAGUGACUAGCAUAGGAACACUAGUGGCUAGUUAAGGACUGUUUGUCCCUCCCCUUGUGGUGUUAGUGACUAGGUUAAGCUACCAUAGGCUGCUAGUGACUUACCAAGAAAUGCUGGUCAAAAUCUCAGGAAUUCUAGUAACUAGCCUUGGAAUGUCAAUGACUAGUCUUGGAAUGCUAGUCAUGUCCCAAAUGGCUAAUUUCAACUCUUUAAACUCGCCACUAGCCUAUGAAGGUUGGUCACAGUAGCCUAUAAAUGAUAUUUACUCGCCGAGAAUUGCUAGUGCUUAUCCGAGAAAUCCUUGCCCCUAGUCCAAGGAUUUAAAAAACUAGCCUCGACUAGUUUUGGAAUGCUAGUGACUAAAGGGGCUAUGGCUCCAGGGAAAUGACUAGCAUUCCAAGGCUAUUCACCACAUCUCUAAGUUAAAUAUGCUAGUUAUUAGCCCAGGGUUUUUAGUAGGUCAGCCAGUCUAGCGUGACUAGAGAUGCUAGGUGCUAGCUGAGGAGGCUUGUUGCUAGCCUAGGGCUAGUCACUAAUUUUUCUAGGCUCGCUGCAAGCUUAUGAAAGCUAAUGGCUUACCUUAAAGGGAUUCUAAAUGCCAUCGUAGUAAUGGUCGUAGCUAGCUUAGAAAUGUUAGUCGCUACUUCAGGUAUUCUAGUAACUAGCUUAGGAACGCUGGUGCCUAGUCCCGGAAUGCUAGUCACCUCCCAAGGGACUCAUCUCAACUCCUUAAGCGAGCCACUAGCUUAUGAGGUUAGUCUGUGGAUGCUAGUUGCUAGCCUAGAAUUGGUAAUGCUUAGCCCAGGAAUCCUCGCCCCUGGUCCAGGGAUUUAAAAAACUAUCUCUGGCUAUUUUUUUGAAUGCUUGUUUAGGGGGACUAUGAGUCCAAGGUAGUGACUAGCAUUCCAAGGUUAUUCACCACAUAUUUAAGUUGAGAAUGCUAGUCAUUACUCCAGGGAUUUUAUUAAGUCAGUCAGUCUAGCAUAGAGAUAUGCUAGGUUCUAGCAAGAAAUGCUUGUCACUAGCCUAGUGCUAGUCACUAACUUUUCUAGAAGGAUUCUAGUCACUAUCCUAGUAAUGGUAGUAGCUAGCUUAGGAAUGUUAGUUGCUACUUCAGGUAUUCCAGUAACUAGCCUAUGCUAGCAUUGUCAUUACUGCUAGUGGCUACCUUGUUGCAUGCUAAGUUUAAUUUUUUGGCCCAUAUUUGUUUACAUUAAGUAGCUGAAUUAGCAAUUAACAGCUAACAGUUGGAAUUCCAUGAUUCACAGUCACAGCCCUGACCUAGAUUAUGAGACAGUUGGUUUUCUUAUAAUUCAGAAUAAUGUGCAACAGAUACAGAGGAGCAGGACUAGAAACUGUUCAGAAUUCACAUAACAAUCAGCACAUUUUUAGCUUUUCUUAUAUUUCAAAGUGUUUCAGUGAUAGUUGUCAGUACAUACAGUUGUGCAAACAGCAGCUGUUAUUAGCAAAUUCUAUGUACUUAAUAUUCCAAAUUGUAAAUCAACAUAAACCAAGGUUCAUGUUAUCAUUAGAUUAGACUUAACCUGUUCUCAUAAUUACAGGUUUCUAAUUGUGUUUCUAUACGACACAGACUGAAUAAUAAUGACGACAGGUCACAUUACAGCUUAAUUCUGCUGCUCUGCUGCAAAGGGAAACGUGUUGUGCUGCUAAUAGGUUUCUGCAGCUUUAAUUGCAGUUAGUUGCUUGUUGCUAGGAGCUUUGAACAUUCAAGUUAUCCUAAAAUGCUUCCGCCAUGCAUAGACAAGAAAUGAGUCAGACAGAUGUGGAUGGGAGGAGGAGGAUGAGGAGGAGGAUGUGUUACAUAAUGUGUUUUAGUCUUUAAAAAUGCUGCUUUUCCAGGUGCCAAAAAUCCUCCCGCUGUUUGUUCCGAAUGAGAAAUAAAGGGAGCGUUUGGUUAGUUGUGACAAUGAUGCACUGAAAUUAGCAUUUUUAGUUAAGUUAUAUAACAGGAGCAAUGAAACCUGCAGAUAAAUAAGCAAAUAAAUAAAUGAAGCUUCCAA